Molecule: messenger RNA, 839 nt
Organism: Phlebotomus argentipes
Lineage: Eukaryota; Metazoa; Arthropoda; Insecta; Diptera; Psychodidae
Gene: PSMG1
Exons: 2
Coding region: 84-788 (234 amino acids)
Biological process (GO): proteasome core complex assembly
Cellular component (GO): endoplasmic reticulum
Molecular function (GO): proteasome binding
Source: RefSeq, a predicted model, not a curated record
AAAGUGAGGUUAUGAUUGUGUUGUGAAUUUGCAGUUUCAUACAAUUGCGGAGAAAUCGCAUUUUCUUUGGGAAAACCGGCAAAAUGGAAGUGGAUUUUGGUGAAAUUCUAGAGCCUGUGUCACGAGCAUUCUGGGAUGACUACGAUGAUCUGGCGGAUAAUGAGGAAUUCAAGCUGCCGGAAUGGAAUGCUGAGGAAAAGGAUGUUAUUUGUCCGGAAGAUGUGACAUCUUGUAUUGUCAUUGAGGGAUACAAAGUGGAGGAACUGAUGAAGCUGUUGCUUCUCAAGGAUGCGAAUCCCAUAGCGAGAUUGAAGUCCGGAAGUGUGUCGCUGUAUCAUUUGCAGCAUCUGGGAUGCCUGAUUUGCUUGUCUGAGGAGAAAAACCUCAACUACUACGGAUCAAUAACCGAACUGCUGAAGCCCUUCAUUGAGAAGACUCCUCAAGUCACGUGUAUCUCUAUUCAGCCGAUUUCCAUGCAUAGAGGCGAGAGAGGCUCCAAGGAAGACGAUCCCGACAGCGCAGCCUUUGUGCGGGGCAUCAAUUCGGUGUUCCCUGAGAUUCAGUCUCUCAAGGAGCCCAAUUUGAUCACUGGAGUGGCCGCAGGUGUGGCGUCAUGGAGGAAAUUCCAUGAUCUGCCAGCGCCUUGCUAUGUUCUCUACAUCGAGGCACUGAGAUUGGAUUCCCAGACAAUUGCGCCUCUCGUGAGGAUUCUUGAGAAAUUGGGACUGCAAUGCAAUGAGAACAGCAGCAUCAAUAUCAAGACAUCAGAGUCUAAUCUAUACAUGUAAGGCACAAUAAAUGGUAAGGAUUCAUAUCAAGUCCACUUUCCCCUUCACCAC